Molecule: messenger RNA, 1553 nt
Organism: Bradysia coprophila
Lineage: Eukaryota; Metazoa; Arthropoda; Insecta; Diptera; Sciaridae
Source: RefSeq, a predicted model, not a curated record
AAAAGGACAUUGCAAAACGGAAAACGUUAUCAGUUUUGAUACUCACAAAUUAACCUACACUGCGAAAUGAAGUUGCUCUUUAUCUUGGUCUCGGCAAUUGCUGCACUCUAUUGCAUUGAUGCCAGUCCAUGUGUGGACGAUCGUCGAAUUCGUUACGACAACGAUUUCUACGACAAUGAUCGAGUUUAUGGUGGAUGCAUUCAACAGAAGUACAAUGAUUGCGGCGACAGACAUCACCAUCACGACAGACGCCAUGACUGCACCCAUAAUCACCAAUACCGAGACCAUUGCGGUAGCUAUGGGAAUACACUAAAUAAGGUCGGCAACCAUCACUCACACUUUGGCGGACAAGCUCAAUCUCUAGCUGGAGUUUUGGGUGGCAUUUCAUCCUUGAAUGGAAGCGCCGUCGAUAUUCUUGCUAGCAUUGAUUUUGAGAUCAUAUUGAAUGUUAUUACUUCGGUUGUGAGUGCAACAAGUGGUGUAAUCGGCACAGCCACUGAUAUCGUCUUUGAAGCUGUUGAAGUUGUAUUUGCUUCGAUUCGUUGCUUGACCGAACUUAUUGAAUCAGUUGUUGAAGUGGCCUACGAAUUAAUCGAAGAGGCUAUCCGGGCUAUUGCCUGUGCCAUCGCAGCUCUAGUCGAUACUAUUGCCCUUGUUGCUGAAAUUGUAGUCGAUAUUGUCACUGAGGUGAUUGCUGAAGCUAUUGCCAUUCUAUACUUUGCACUGGAAACUGUUUUGUGCGUCGUGGAAACCGUCGUUUUGCUUGUUGUUGACAUUGUUGAAAUCGUAUUCGAAAUCGUAAGCGAAGUGCUCGAAGUUGUUCUCGAAGCAGUUAGUACUGCAAUCGAAACAGUAUUCGUAGUUGUCAACCAAAUCGCUUGUCUAUUCGAGGUGGCUGUUGAUGUUGUUGUUAGCUUAAUCGACGUUGUUGUCGACAUAACCGUUAGCUUAACCUCGGUCGUUUUCGAAUUGACCAGCUCGUUGAGCUUAGUGAUCGAUAUCGUUGUUGGAGUUGUAGGCAGCGUAUGCGGCUUACUUGACAUCGUUUCUGAAAUCACCUGCAGCAUUACCGGAGUUAUUGGCUCAGUAACCGGUAUCGUUGGUGGAAUUGCUGGAGGACUUGGUGGAAUUACUGGAGGACUUAGUGGAAUUGGUGGAGGACUUAGUGGAAUUGGUGGAGGACUUUUGGGAGGACGUGGUCAUGGUCAUGGUCACGGACUCGGUAAUAGUCAUGGUCACGGACUCGGUAAUGGUCAUGGUCACGGACUCGGUAAUGGUCAUGGUCACGGACUCGGUAAUGGUCACGGGCACGGACUCGGAAAUGGUCAUGGGCACGGACUCAGUCAUGGACACAGCCAAGGAGGAUUUGGUAGUAAGAAAACUUCCACUCACUAUCAAGUUGACCGUAGCGUACAAACCAGCCAUGGUGCUCGCAGAGGAUUACCAUGCUAAGGUUUUCGACUUUUGUUUGAUUUAUUCUUCGUUAAUCGUACUCACGACGAUGUAUGUACAAGCAAUAAAUUCAACAAAUAAAUGCAACAAUUCAAAGUAAA